AUGAGAGGGGCACUUUGGUACUUAAAUGGAAUCGUUAUUCUUCUUGUAAUUGGUGGCCUACCACAUAAAUUAUGCCAAACUAUUGCAAACGAACCUGUUGAGUUUGAGGAUUCCUCAGUUCAUCAUGGCAAUAUUUUGACUCCUUUGCUGAAGGCAUUGUCAGAGUACGAGCCAUGGGGAGAUUUUACUCCACGGACAAGACCUGAAUCAAGAUACGUUCGUUAUAUGAAAAGACUGUACAAGAUAUGUUCUAAGCACGAGCGAAGUCACGAGCCGACCCAUCUAUAUAACACAGUUCGUCUGAUAACGCCGCGAGAUGAGUGUCUUGAGCAAGAUAAAGGUAUGUAUAAAGAGUUUUUCAUGCAGGAUCUUUCCUACAAUCUAGAUCGAGUGAGGGCACAGGAGGAGCUGUUGAAAUCCGUCCUGCUUUACUCUUUCGAUCAAGACCAAGCAUCCUCCUUCACCUCUUUCUGUUAUCUCGUACUCAAAGAGCAGGAGCACUCUGAGGAAAAUCUUUGCCCCAGAGAUCAGCACUCUGUCAGGUUUCACGUUCAGUCUCAGAGAAAGAGUCGCCGUAAGUGGGUGGAGGUGGAUGUGACUCCUUUCCUCCUGCCUUUUGUUAAAUCCCAUAAAAAGGACAUUCACUUACUCGUUAACCUGACCUGUGCUGAUGGAGGGCACGGGAGUGGGAGUCAAAAGCGUCCCGUGGAGCUCACUCUGAGGUCUCCUUCUCUCCUGUUGUACCUCAAUGACACCAGUGAGGUUGCCUAUCAGAGGGGGCCUACCUCAGCUAAGCCGAGAAGCAUAAGGACAGACUUUGCGCUGAAGAAAUCUUUUGAGCGUCAGCCGAAAUUCAGAUGGAAAAGAGGAGUCUCGAGGAAAAAACGCAAUUCUCCGAAGGACGGAAAGCUUGAGCCAAGUCCGGAGACCGCUCUUUUGGAUCUCCUGCCGAAAAACGAUUUCCCAACAGACGACUGUGAUUUGUAUGAUUUCAGGGUGAGCUUCAGCCAGCUCAAAUUGGACCACUGGAUUAUAGCUCCCCACAAAUACAAUCCAAGGUACUGCAAAGGCUCUUGUCCAAGGCUAAUGGGUUAUAUGUAUGGCUCACCUGUACACACCAUGGUGCAGAACAUCAUUUAUGAGAAGCUAGACUCCUCUGUGCCAAGACCCUCAUGUGUCCCCUCAGAAUAUAACCCUUUAAGUGUUCUGACCAUUGAGAAUGACGGUUCCAUUGCCUACAAGGAAUAUGAAGAAAUGAUAGCUACAAAGUGCACCUGUCGAUAA
Molecule: messenger RNA, 1284 nt
Organism: Chanos chanos (milkfish)
Lineage: Eukaryota; Metazoa; Chordata; Actinopteri; Gonorynchiformes; Chanidae
Gene: gdf9
Product: growth differentiation factor 9
Exons: 2
Coding region: 1-1284 (427 amino acids)
Cellular component (GO): extracellular region
Molecular function (GO): cytokine activity; growth factor activity
Source: RefSeq, a predicted model, not a curated record